Molecule: messenger RNA, 1117 nt
Organism: Candoia aspera
Lineage: Eukaryota; Metazoa; Chordata; Lepidosauria; Squamata; Candoiidae
Gene: PPCS
Product: phosphopantothenoylcysteine synthetase
Exons: 3
Coding region: 4-897 (297 amino acids)
Biological process (GO): coenzyme A biosynthetic process
Cellular component (GO): cytoplasm; nucleus
Molecular function (GO): phosphopantothenate--cysteine ligase activity
Source: RefSeq, a predicted model, not a curated record
GCGAUGGAGGAGCGGGAGGCCGCGGCGGCCGAGGCGGAGCGCCGCGUGCGGGCCUGGGCGGAGGCGCAGCGGGCGCGCGGGCGGCGCGUGGUGCUGGUGACGUCGGGCGGGACGCAGGUGCCGCUGGAGGCGCGCGCCGUGCGCUUCCUGGAGAACUUCAGCAGCGGACGGCGCGGGGCGGCCUCGGCCGAGCGGCUGGCGCGCGCCGGCUACGGCGUUUGCUUCCUGCACCGCGCGCGCUCCGCCUUUCCCUGGGCGCGCGGCCUGCCGCCGCCCGGCCCGGCGCUGCUGGACCUGCUGCGCGUGCACGACGGGGCCGUGCGCGUGGCCGCCGAGGCGCUGCCCGCCCUGCUGCCCGCGCUGGCCGCCUACCGCCGCGCCCGCGAGGAGGGCGCCUUCCUGGCCCUCGAGUUCGCUGGGCUGGCCGAGUACCUGGCCCUGCUGCGCGCCGCCGCCCGCGCCCUGGCCCCGCUCGGUUCCAGUGCCAUGUUCUUCUUGGCAGCUGCUGUGUCUGAUUUCUACAUCCCCCCUUCAGAGAUGCCCGAACAUAAAAUCCAGUCAUCUGAUGGGCCCCUCCAGAUAACAAUGAAGAUGGUACCCAAGAUGCUCUCUCCUCUGGUUAAGGAAUGGGCCCCAGAAGCAUUUGUGAUUUCCUUCAAGUUGGAAACCGAUGCUUCGAUUCUGGUUGAGAAAGCAAGACAGGCUCUGGAGAAAUACCACCACCAGGUAGUAAUUGCCAACGCACUGGACUCAAGAAGAACCUCCGUGAUUGUGGUCACUAAGGACUUGGAAACCCCACUCUCACUUUCAGAAGAGGAAAUCGCCCAAGGCAUUGAGAUUGAGGAAAAGAUUGUCAGCCACCUAGAAUCUCAGCACAGGGCUUUUAUGGAAAAAUAACCGCCAGUGGAUAAAAGUGACUUCUCCAAGUUCUCAAAUCCAAACUUAAGAACAGCCAGGAGGUGGUGGUGGUGGUGGUGGUGGUAAAACUGGAAUGCUUCUGUUACCAGUUAACAGAGGUCCCUUAACUGGGGUCAAAGGGGUGAUUUCUUUGCACAUCUUCAAACAUGUUUGCUGCUCAUUUGUGGAAAUAGGUAAAUAACAGGAACAUUCCAAGUCA